UUAUAAGGGUCAGAAUUUAUAUAGUAGACUGAAGUGGGUCAGAUUAGAAAAACAAAAAAGAAAAAAAAAUGGAGAAAAUGAACCAGGCUUUGGAGAAGAUGAAAAUGCUGGUGGGAAUGGAUGUGGAAGAUGAAGAAGCAGCUCCUCAGCAGGAAUCUUUCAUGGAUGAUUUUAAUCGCAACUGCACUUUAUCUACCAAACAGAGGCUUUAUGGUUUUGCUAUAUGCUUAUCAACUGGUAUCGCUUGUACUCUCUUGUCAAUGCUGGUUUUCUUCAACCCGAUCAAGUUUGGAAUAACAUUUUCCUUUGGUAAUUUGCUUGCACUUGGAAGCACAGCAUUUCUUAUAGGGCCUAAACGACAAGUGACAAUGAUGCUUGACCCAGUUCGCUUAUAUGCAACUGCUAUUUAUCUAGCAAGCAUUAUCAUUGCUCUGUUUUCUGCUCUAUAUGUGCGGAACAAGCUACUUACACUCUUGGCAAUUGUAUUGGAGUUUGGUGCACUUAUUUGGUAUAGCUUGAGCUAUGUACCUUUUGCAAGGUCCAUGGUCUCCAAAGUGAUGAUGGCUUGCUUUGACACAGAAUUCUAGGGUUCAAUAGCUUGAGGAAAGGAUUAUAAUAGCAAAUAUGUACAGUAUGCAUUUAGCAAGUUCGCACCUCCACGUGUUCUAAUCCAUAGAAUGGGUUAGGUGAGUGCACCUCGGUCAAAUGGAGAUACUUGGAGUGAAAUGAACUGUUCGUUGAUGAACUAACUUCUGAUCCUUUCUAACACCUAAGUUUUUCUUCCUUAAGUAAAUGGAGAUUAUUGAGUUCAUGCCAAUCUAAACGACAACAAAAUUGUGUGCCGUUAUGGCUUGCUGAUUUUUUUUUGUUAAGCUAAUAUACCUAGCUUAGUGGUUUUUUUUAUUAGUAAUGUCUUACAAUGUGAAAGAAGUAAGAACUUGCUAGAAUGAUAAAAACUAAUAUCAACUUAGAGGCAAGUCGUCUUAAGUUGAUAUUGCAAAAUGUAUGAAAUACAAAGUGAGACAUUGAUCCUUGCUUCAACUUCUUCAA
Molecule: messenger RNA, 1050 nt
Organism: Nicotiana tabacum (common tobacco)
Lineage: Eukaryota; Viridiplantae; Streptophyta; Magnoliopsida; Solanales; Solanaceae
Biological process (GO): vesicle-mediated transport
Cellular component (GO): membrane
Molecular function (GO): nucleic acid binding
Source: RefSeq, a predicted model, not a curated record